Messenger RNA from Meloidogyne enterolobii, 1503 nucleotides. The record is from the annotation of a GenBank genome assembly. NCBI's taxonomy places the organism in Eukaryota, Metazoa, Nematoda, Chromadorea, Rhabditida, Meloidogynidae.
AUUGGAAUGGCUAGAGGUUCAGAUAUGCGUUCUCUUUAUUAUGCUGGACUUGUUGGAAUAUUGGAUCCUCCUAGACCUGGAUGUCUUCAAUCGAUAGAAAUUGUUCAGUCAGCAGGAGUUUCUGUAAAAAUUGUGACUGGGUAUGGGCUGGAAACUGCAAAAAGCAUUGGUAUUUCUAUUAUUUCUUUGAGUAUUCGUCUUGGACUCUACAAACAAAACGAUAUUUGCCUUUCUGGUCCUCAAAUUGAUGAUUUAAAAGAUUCGGAAUUGGAGCAACUUAUUCAAAAUGUUACAAUAUUUUAUAAAGCUUCUUCUAGACAUAAAUUACGAAUUGUUAAAGCACUUCAAAAUAUUGGAGAAGUUGUGGCAAUGACUGGGGAUGGAAUAAAUGAUGCUGUUGCUUGUAAAAAAUCUGAUAGAGGAGCGUUCUAUUCUCUUCCAACCGAAGCAAAACUUGAUGUCUUUAAAUGUCUCAACCAUCAACAAUUAUGUGAAAUCAAUCAAACAAAUGUGUACUUUUAUAACUUUAUCAAUAAUUUUGAAGGAGAACUUGCUCGGGAGGAAUUUGAUGAAAUUUCUAUAGGAUAUUUAAAGCAUUAUGACCAUUAUUCUCAUAUUUUACUUAAUCCUGAAGAAGAAAAUUUUGACUUUCCAUUGAAUGAACAAUUUGAAGAACAAUUUGAAGAGAAGUGGAAAAAUGGAUUAGAAGACCCAAUUCCUUUGUAUUUGCCUAAUGUUGAGUCGAACAAAAACAUUGUUAUUCACUUAACUGAAGAUAAUGGAGAUAUUACUCAAAUAAAACUUCCAUCAAUUGUUCAAAACAAAAAUCAAUUGAAAAUAGCUUUUUAUUAUUUAAACAAAUUAUUUAAUUGUUCUUUUAAAGAAUCUAAUUUAAAAUCUGGCGAAAUACCUACAUUAAUAUUCAAUCCAGAAUUACUUCAAUUAUUAUUUAAAAAUUCAAUUUAUAUAGAGACAUGUCAUCUGUAUUUUACGGAUGAUAAUACUGAAUAUUUGUUACAAUUUAUUUUGAAGAAUUAUCUGGCUUGUGAAGAUCUUCAUUGUUAUUUUAAACAAAACAAAGACAUUAUGGAAAAUUAUAAAAAUAUUUUAUGUAAAAUUUUAACAAAUGGAGGAGACAAUUUUGAAGAAAUUCAUUUGAAUUUUAUUACUAAGGCGGAUCAUAAAAAUGGUGCAUUAAAAAAUGUGGUUUUGUUUUAUGAUUAUAUUGUUGAAUAUAUAGCAACAUCUAGAGACUGUUCAAAAAUGGUGGCUAAUAUUGGUUUAUCUUUUGUUAAUUCCACAAAUCUUGAAUUAAGUGGAAGAGCAGAGAAGGUUGAAAUUAAACAAAUAAAGGGAACAAAAUAUACAAAAUACCAAAUUGCCAAUAUUCACAAUCCAGAAGUGAGAUUAUUAUUUUACAACGAAGAAAUUGCAACAGGAUAUUUAUUUAAAUCCAAAGAAAGCAUGUAUGUGGAUGCAAUGAUUCACUAUCGUAUAUCGUAG